ACAUCCGUGCUACUUGAUAGCUAGCUUCUUCCAGCAGUCUGUGUAGUUCUGCUGUCGCUGGGUGCGUGUGUGUGUGUGUUUAAUGAGGUGUGGAGGUGAGGGGAGAUGUGGUCCUUUUUUGCCAGGGAUCCUGUCAAAGACUUCGCUUAUGAAAUCCUCCCAGACAGCCAGGAGACGUCUGGAAUAUGGACUCUUCAUCGGGGGAAGCGAAAGACCAAUGGAGAGCCGGUGUCUGUGUUUGUGUAUGAGGUGGCUCAGGGAACAGAGCAGCAGACCCAGCUAGCCAAGGCUGCCUUCAAGCGUAUGAAGACGCUGCGUCACCCUAACAUCCUGGCCUACGUGGAUGGAUUGGAGGCAAACAAGAGCCUGUACUUGGUCACCGAGCAGGUGACACCCCUGGCAGUCCACCUUAAGGCCCAAGCAGAGAAGGGUGGUGCUGGAGAACUGGAGGUCUCCUGGGGGCUGCACCAGAUAGUGAAAGCUCUGAGUUUUCUUGUCAACGACUGUCACCUGCUUCAUAACAACUUCGGCGUGUGGGCUGUAUUUGUGGAUCGAGCUGGGGAGUGGAAGCUAGGGGCCCUCGAUCAUGUGGCUCCUGAACAGGGUGACCCCAGUGGGGUCCCACUCCCUGCCCCUAAGACUGUUUACCCAGACAUGGAGAAAUAUGACCCACCAGAGAUGCCCAGUAGUAGUGGAGAGAAAUGGGCAGGGGAGGUGUGGCGACUAGGCUGUUUGAUUUGGGAAGUGUUUAAUGGGCCACUACCUCGCACUUCUUCCCUCCGUUCCUUAGGAAAGAUUCCCAAGGCUCUGGUCCCUCAUUACUGUGAACUGGUUGGAGCCAACCCCCGGGCUCGACCAAACCCAGCCCGCUUUCUCCAGAACUGUAGAGCCACUGGGGGAUUCCUCAGUAACAGCUUUGUGGAGAGCAACCUUUUCCUGGAAGAGAUCCAGAUCAAGGAGCCAGCAGAGAAGCAGCAAUUCUUCCAGGAUCUGAGUGACCAUCUGGACUCUUUCCCUGAAGACUUCUGCAAACAUAAGGUCCUCCCUCAACUGCUCACUGCCUUUGAGUUUGGCAAUGCAGGCGCUGUUGUCCUCACACCGCUUUUCAAGGUGGGAAAAUUCCUGUCAGCAGAAGAAUACCAACAGAAGAUCAUCCCUGUCAUCGUGAAGAUGUUUUCCUCCACAGAUCGAGCCAUGAGGAUACGACUUCUGCAGCAGAUGGAGCAGUUCAUUCAGUAUCUGAAUGAGGCAGCAGUCAAUUCCCAGAUUUUCCCUCACGUUGUUCACGGCUUCACAGACACCAACCCUGCCAUCAGAGAGCAGACUGUGAAGUCUAUGUUGCUGCUGGCUCCCAAGCUGAAUGAGACCAACCUGAACCAGGAACUGAUGCGUCACUUUGCCCGGCUGCAGGCCAGAGACGAACAAGGCCCAAUCCGGUGCAACACCACCGUCUGCCUGGGAAAAAUUGCCUCCUACCUCAACGCUGGGACUCGACAGCGUGUUCUGAUUUCUGCCUUCUCACGAGCCACAAAAGACCCCUUUCCCGCCUCACGCUCUGCUGGUGUGCUGGGCUUUGCCGCUACACACAACUACUACAGCUUAACUGAGAUUGCCGCCCGAAUCCUGCCCACCCUCUGUGCUAUCACUGUUGACCCUGAUAAGAGCGUCAGGGACCAGACAUUCAAAGCCAUCAAGAGUUUCCUUUCCAAGCUGGAGACUGUGUCAGAAGACCCAACCAAGCUGACUGAGUUAGAAAAGGAUGUAGGGUCGUGCGGUCAGCCUGCAGGUGCCUCUUCGAGUUGGGCCGGCUGGGCUGUGACUGGCAUGUCCUCACUUACUUCUAAGCUGAUCCGCAACGCUCCAGGGACAGAGGGAGGUGCAGCAGCUGAGGGCAGCGGACCGGCCAACACCACCAGCCCCACUAGUGCCACUGAUGGAGCACCUGCACCUGGAUCUGAAGAUAAAGCUCCACAAGCCUCUCUGCCUCACCAUGCUGCCUCUAGUCGUGCCAACCAAUCACAGACUCUUGAAGUAACAGACAAUGAUGAUGAGCCAACAGGAGACCGCUGGGAUGAUGAGGAGGACUGGGGAAGUUUGGAGGAACCAGAGAAAGCUCAAACUGAGACCGAUGACUGGAACACUGACUGGUCAGGAAUGGCAUCAUCUAAAAAGAAGGCCAGUGACAGAGGAGUUGGUCAGUCGUCCAUCUCCAUGGCGAUGAAGGCACAGAGCUCUGAUUGGAGCAGCUCAGGCUGGGAUGCUGAUGACAGCUGGUCCAACGACAAGGAAGGCCAGGGUCAGAGCUCUGCAGGCGAGGAAGGCUGGGGCAAUGACUGGGGGGAGGAGGAGACGGACACAACCUCGGCCAGUAACACACUCCCCCUGCCCGAGGGCGUGCGAUUAGCCAGCGAAUACAACUGGGACAGCAGCAACACAGCGAAGGGGAGCGGUCAGAAUGAUCUGUUCGCCAGCGUGUCCCAGAGAAACACAGCCAGCACUGCUGCCACCACGGCUGGAGAUGGCUGGGGUGCAGAGGCAACAGGAGACUGGGGCACAGAGGAGAGCUGGGAGUCAGUAGAUGGAAGCCAGAGCCUCAGCAAGGCAGAGCUGUCCAAAAAGAAACGCGAGGAGAGACGGAAAGAGCUGGAAGCAAAACGGGCUGAGCGUAAAGCUGCUAAAGGUCCUCUCAAACUGGGUGCGCGCAAGCUGGACUGAUGAGGGUGGAGCUGCAGAGGGAGGAAUAUGGACCACUGUGACUGAUCAUAGCGGUGGAUGGAGGUUUGACAUUCCCCGAGUAAAGGACCAGGAAGGAAAGCAGCGAAGAAAUCUGAAGAGUCUCUGUUUUGGAGGAAGCUCUGUGGCUGAUUGAUGGAAAAUGUUACUGUUGGUCAGUAGAUGACUCUUGGGUUUGGGAUUUUCUCUUUUUUCAUUAAAGAACUGACAGUCGGGAGAAAAUUCAGAGAGACAUGAAGCACCACAGAGCAGCAGAGGCCUGAGUGAUUUAACGAAAUGCCCCAGUUUUUGUUGUUGCUUUUUUAUUCAUAACACAUAAAGUUAUCGUUGUAAAGUAAAUGUAUAUAACUGGUGCAUCUUGUCUUAAAAGAAAUGACACUUUUUUUUAUUUUAAAAGGGAGAAAUCUAUAUAUUAGAAGUUCUGAAUCAAACGUAUUGUUAUGCUGAAUGUUUUUCAGUACAUACUGUCUGCACAAACUCACAGUGGAUAGGAAUGUUUUAGUUCAGCUGUCACUUGCAGAUUUAAGAUGUAAAAUCAGUCCAUGCAUGCAUCUGUGUGUUUUUGUGGCCUAACAAAAGGCUUCGUGGCAAGAAAUUCCAAAUAUGUUGACUUUGCACAUACAACACUGUAUUUUAUUGAAAUGGCCUGACAGGUUGCACAUUUGACUGGUGUCACAUCGAUAAACGAGAAACAUGCACUUCAGACAUAUUUUACAGCAGCUGGGCCACAGAGAGAAGUUAAAUUUGACGAUGGGAUUCAGUUUACAUGACAUUUCUGUAUCUCCUGUUGAUGACUCUGGUGGAGGGUUUAGGAAAUCAAAGCAGUUUUAUGUUGAAGUCUCUGGAAGGUCUUCUCAUGUGUUUGUGUCUGGAUCAUCCUGCAGAGCUCAUUAAAGCCCUUUAGGAUCAUGUGAGUGAGUUAACAUAUAGCCAUUAAUCAUUGCAGUCAGUUUGUGGUAUGGCUGAAGGAGAAGCUUCUUGUACUCUUUUAUUUGUGCCUUUUUUUAAUUGCAGGUCAGCUUUGUGAAAUCACACCCCAACUGCAAAUUCCAAGAGGAAAAUCUUAAAAGUGGACCUGAACUGUCUGAAAGCAUCAGAUUCUGUGUUUUGACCCCAUAUUGCCUGUCUGUGCUGGAUGUGGCGCUGCUAGGUUUGCAAAAAGCUUUCUAGACGAGCCAGCUGACACAAUCACAAGCAGCCAUCACCUCUGGAGCUGCUGUCUGGUGUUGGGCUGUCGGGUCGGGUCAUGGAAGGAACUAUGCUGCAUUAGUCUGAACCAGGCUGGAUGCAUUGUAUUACAGAGAGUCCAAAUCAUGUAGCAUGUGAGCUUUUCUGAAAUAAAAAAACAAAUAUGUGGA
Molecule: messenger RNA, 4091 nt
Organism: Acanthochromis polyacanthus (spiny chromis)
Lineage: Eukaryota; Metazoa; Chordata; Actinopteri; Pomacentridae
Gene: scyl1
Product: SCY1-like, kinase-like 1
Exons: 18
Coding region: 106-2715 (869 amino acids)
Biological process (GO): protein phosphorylation
Molecular function (GO): protein kinase activity; ATP binding
Source: RefSeq, a predicted model, not a curated record